Messenger RNA from Ilyonectria robusta, 654 nucleotides. Its product is annotated as ribosomal protein L1-like protein. NCBI's taxonomy places the organism in Eukaryota, Fungi, Ascomycota, Sordariomycetes, Hypocreales, Nectriaceae. Gene Ontology annotation, biological process: translation. The transcript has 4 exons. The record is from RefSeq and is a predicted model, not a curated record. Gene Ontology annotation, cellular component: large ribosomal subunit. Bases 1 to 654 code for a protein of 217 amino acids. Gene Ontology annotation, molecular function: structural constituent of ribosome; RNA binding.
AUGUCGAAGAUCACAGUCGCUAAUGUCCGGACGCAAGUCGCUGAGCUCUUGGAGUACUCCAACGAGACCAAGAAGCGCAACUUCCUCGAGACCGUCGAGCUCCAGAUCGGCCUGAAGAACUAUGACCCCCAGCGUGAUAAGCGUUUCUCUGGCACCAUCAAGCUGCCCGCCAUCCCCCGUCCCAACAUGGCCAUCUGCAUUCUCGGUGACCAGCACGAUAUCGAUCGUGCCAAGCACGGAGGUGUCGAUGCCAUGUCCGCUGAUGACUUGAAGAAGCUGAACAAGAACAAGAAGCUCAUCAAGAAGCUUGCCCGCAAGUACGAUGCCUUCGUCGCUUCCGAGGCUCUCAUCAAGCAGAUCCCCCGUCUCCUCGGACCCGGUCUGUCCAAGGCCGGCAAGUUCCCCACCCCCGUCUCUCACGCCGACGACCUGACUGCCCGAAUCAACGAUGUCAAGUCCACCAUCAAGUUCCAGCUGAAGAAGGUUCUCUGCAUGGGUGUCGCUGUCGGAAACGUCGAGAUGGCCCAGGAGCAGCUGAUUGGUAACAUCAUGCUUGCCAUCAACUACCUUGUCUCUCUUCUCAAGAAGGGCUGGCAGAACGUUGGUAGCCUGACCAUCAAGGCUACCAUGUCUCCCCCCAAGCGUCUGUACUAA